Molecule: messenger RNA, 1070 nt
Organism: Strigops habroptila (Kakapo)
Lineage: Eukaryota; Metazoa; Chordata; Aves; Psittaciformes; Psittacidae
Exons: 5
Coding region: 173-619 (148 amino acids)
Biological process (GO): apoptotic process; regulation of apoptotic process
Source: RefSeq, a predicted model, not a curated record
GGAGCGGGCCGGGGCGGGCGGACAAUAGGGGCAGUCUGCGAGUGACGCCGCGGUGAGUGGCCGGCGCGGGGGGCGCGGGGACCCCCCUCUCCUGACGCCGGUCUGUGUGCCCGCAGGGCGGCGGUGGCGGCUUCCAGCGCGGGGCGCCGAGCGGAGCCGAGCCGAGAAUAAGAUGUCUCAAACGAGGAGAAUCCGCGGGCACUUCGUCCUCUCCAGCUACACCAAUGGAGCACCAGAAGAGGAAACCUACAGUAACCGCCGAACAAUUCCAGACACCACAGAGCAAAUGGAGUUUAAUAUCAGCUCAGCUACCCAGGUUGGCCGUCAGCUGGCCCUGAUUGGGGAUGAAUUUAACAGGAGGUACCACUGGAAGUUUGAAGACACGCUGCUUCACCUGGCACACGGGGUUGCUAUCAGUGUUUUCCAGACGUGGAAUAUUAUUAGAAGUGUUAUAAGAAGCUUUGGAACUAUUUUGAACAAUAACUGGACAAAGAGGAUCGUCGGUUAUGGAAGCUGGAUUUGCAGGCUUCCUUUUAGGUGCGUCUGCCAGAAGCUGGUGCCUGCAGCCUUGCUUGUUGUUGCCUUUUGGUGGGCCAUGAAUUAUGGACUGCAGAAUUAACACAGAGAAUUACAAUAGGAGGUCAUUGCUGGACUCUGACCAAUAUCAUUAACACCCAGGUGGUGGCAGUUGGUUUGUUUUUCAAAUUUACACUGAUAAAAAUCUCUUUUAUAUUUAAAACCUAGGCUAGUGCUGGGUCACUGCUGUUUCGUACCUUUUUUAAAGAAGAAAAACGUUUAAAAUAAGGAGGUUGUUGCUGGAUAACUGCCUGACUUGCUAGUUUUGAAAUGUGACUCCAGGCGAUUAGAAAGUCUGUCUUUUUUUUUUUUGAGUUUGUUUUACUGCAAUAUAAAGUGUCUAUUUCAUAUAAAUGAGUUUCUUAAAGAGAUUCCGGAUGUGAGGAGGACUGAAGGCAUGCUGGACAUCCUUUAAAUUUUAACACUGUAAAAACAAUAGUAAAGAUUAAAACCAUGAUACUUUUUUUAAAAAUUAAAUUGUUGCUUCAAAUGUU